AUGGAAUUGAACGUGAACUCCUUCUCCCGUCUCUUAAGGCAUCCCAACGGCCAAACAACGCAUGUGAUCGUUGAUGAUUACACAAAUCCUUGGGAUAAUCCACAGACAGUGCUCAUACAAGGGGGGUUUGGAAGACACUCUGCAUUUUGGUAUCAUUGGACUCCCUCAUUGGCGCGGAAAUACCGAGUAGUCCGACGGGACACCAGAGGUCAUGGCAAGUCAUCCACCCCAAUGCCUGGUGAUGGAUACCAGUAUACCCUCGAUACGAUAUUAUCCGAAAUUGUCGACACUCUUGAUCAGCUUGGCAUCGAACAGGUCCACUUCAUUGGAGAGAGUACCUCGGGAAUGCUAGGGGAAGCCUUCGCCGCAAAAUUUCCCAAUCGACUACACAGCUUAACCGUCAUCUCGAGUCCCUCAUAUCUUCCACCGGAGGCACUUCGCUUAUUUUCUUUUGGCCACUCUAGCUGGCCAGAAGCAUGUCGGCGGCUCGGGUCUGGGGGUUGGGCAGAACACCUUGCCCGUAUGCCAGGGACCCUCUCGACGGCAGACCCGAAUUAUGAAGCUUGGUGGAUUUCACAAAUUGCCCUCAGCUCCAGCGAUGGUCUUGCUGGAUAUGCCGAAUUUCUGUCAGGACUAGAUGCGCGGAAAUUUCUUCCGGACAUCUCUGUGCCGAUGCUGAUUCUCGCUCCAGCGAAAAGCGCUGCUACUACGCUUGAGGAGCAGCUGCAGAUUGCGAGACAGGUGCGAGGCUCAAAGAUAGUUGUUAUCCAUGGGGCAGGGCAUGAAGUUUAUGUCGACAAGGCAAGUGACUGCUUGCAUGCUGUGCAUGGAUUCUUCUUGGAUAUCGAGUCUGGCCUCGUCAAUAACCUUGCGUAA
Penicillium verhagenii is the source of this 876-nucleotide messenger RNA. Its product is annotated as alpha/beta fold hydrolase. The record is from RefSeq and is a predicted model, not a curated record. The coding region runs from base 1 to 876 and encodes 291 amino acids. NCBI's taxonomy places the organism in Eukaryota, Fungi, Ascomycota, Eurotiomycetes, Eurotiales, Aspergillaceae. The transcript has a single exon.